AAGGACGAUGAUUGAGGCAAAAGAAAGUAGUUACUCGUUACCAACCACCAUUUCUUAUCAUCACUCUCCCUUCCACUAAUUUAGAACCCCAUUUCUCAUCAACACCAACACAAUCAAUCAAUCAGUAACCCAGAAACAUGAUGCAUCUUCUCUCUGCAAUCCCUCCACAACAUUCUUCUCUCUCCAAUCCAUCUUUCUUUUGCUCUAAUUCCUACCCUUUUCACCAUAAUCAUUCCCACAAACCCCAAAUUUGUUGCUUCAAAUGCUACUCUUUUUUCCCAAUUCACCAAAAACCGCCAUUUUUGGCCAAUUCUUCAUCUUCUUCUAGUUCUAGUUCUAGUUCAACUGCUACUUUAAGGUAUGUAAAUAACCCCAUUUUAGAGGAAGAAGAAGGCGGUGAGUGGGUCCCUUCUGCUUCGGCAUUGGCUUCUGUAAUACAAAAAGCUUCGUCUUCUCCCAUUGAAUUUACCCAGAAAAUUGAGAGGGACCCUAAAUCUCAAGGUAUUAUUCUACCUAGCCCUGAUUUUCAGAGGCUUUGUCUUGAUCAAUUGACCCUUUUCCGAAGGAUUGUUGACCCCAGUGCCCUUCUCUCUGUUUAUGUCCGGCCUGCUGGUAGCUAUGUGAUGGAUCGUUUAGAACUUCGACGUGUUACAUUUUAUCCAACAGUGGAUGGGUCUGAUAUUGUCAUUUUAGUUGGUAAUUUUGGUGUUCCAGCUGGGCUGCGUGGUGCUGAAGCUGCUCUUUCAAACAUGCAAGCUGAGGCAAUAUCGGAGUGUAGAUCUGUUGUCUUUCCAAUGGUCAAACAUCCAUUUGUUGUCGGGUUUUUGGUUGCUGAACUUCCUGGUGUUGAGCUUGAAAAGGGACCUCAUGAUGCUUCUUACUUGCCAUCCCCAGAAGAGUGCUAUGCAUUGCCCCCUAAAUUUGAUUCGAAGGCGCCAGAUAUCCCAUUAUGUGGUGGAAAUCCACUGACAUGCUUCAAUCUAUCAGCUGACCAGAGAUUAAAUGCUAUAAAUAUUUCUCAUUCCCUUGCUAUGGCUUAUGUUAUGGAUCAGAAAGCAAUGCUGCUUCAACAGACAUCUUGGCAAAAUAACAUCCGGAUGAGUAAUCUUGUUGAACAAAUUCGUGGGCCAUUGUCUAGCAUACGGAGCCUAUCUAAAUUGUUAGCAGUUCAAAUUAAUAGAAGUGAGAUUGCUCAUGACAUCGUUGAAGACAUAAUGGUCCAAGGAGAUCAUAUACGAGACACCUUGGAACAGCUGCAGGAUGCAGUUCUCUUGACAAAGGCUAACAUAAUGAGAUUCAAUGAAGAAUCAUUGAAAAAAAUGGAUGUCUCAAGUUAUGCUCAACCUGAAAUGAGAACGUUUAAACUACCAAAGGAUGUGCCAACUCACCCACCGGCUGAUAAGAUAAGAGACUCUGAUCAGCAACAUUCUUUAAGUUUGGCAAUCAAAGAUUUAGAGAUGCCAAUGCCACCAUUGGCACUAGCACCUGUACAACAGCAUAGCAUCAGACCGUGCAAUGUUUCUGAUAUAGUGGUGGAUUUGGUUGGAGCUGCACAGCCUCUUGCUUUAAACCAGAAGCGUAGAUUGGAAUUAAGUGAAUUCUCCCAAUACCUGCCAGUUGCUAUAGAAGAACCUGCACUGCGUCAGGCCCUCAGUAAUCUAAUAGAGGGUGCACUACUGCGCACACAUGUUGGGGGAAGAGUUGAAAUCGUCUCUAUAGGAGCACCUGCAGGUGGUGCUCUUGUUGUGAUUGAUGAUGAUGGUCCAGAUAUGCACUACAUGACACAGAUGCAUUCGCUUACACCAUUUGGAGCAGAACUAUUUUCUGAACAAAUGAUGGAGGACAACAUGACAUGGAACUUUGUUGCUGGCCUCACAGUAGCACGAGAGAUACUUGAGAGCUAUGGUUGUGUCGUCCGUGUCAUCUCUCCCCGGAACACAGAUGCUGCUCUUGGAACAGGUGGGACCCGAGUUGAAAUUUGGCUUCCUUCUUCUCCUAGAGGUGCAGAGAGUCUACCAUCAGGCAUAAUUGCAUCUCAAUCGGACUUCUAUCUUCGUAGAUUAUGGGGUAAUCCUGAUGAGGAUGUGAUGAGGAAACCCAAGUAUCUUGUAACCUUCACAGUUGGUAUAGAUAUGAAGGAUAACAUUGACGUAGCUGUUAAAAAGUUUUCAGAUGACUUUUCUAUUAUGCUCUUCCAUUAUGAUGGGAAGACAAGUGAUUGGGACCAAUUUGAGUGGUCAAAGCGAGCUAUCCAUGUUAAUGUUCUAAAACAGACAAAAUGGUGGUACGCAAAACGUUUUCUACAUCCAGACAUUGUUGCGACUUAUGAUUAUAUUUUUGUCUGGGAUGAGGACUUGGGAGUUGAGCAUUUUGACCCUGUAAAAUAUAUCGAUUUGGUGAAGAAAUAUGGUUUGGAGAUUUCGCAGCCUGGUCUGGAUCCCAGUAGUCGAAGGUCAUGGCCGUUGACAAUGAAAAGAAAUGACAGUGAAGUUCACAAGGAUAACCUUGAGAGAGAAGGUUCGUGUAUAGACCCACGUUUACCACCCUGCGCCAGCUUUGUUGAGAUUAUGGCUCCUGUGUUCUCUCGAAAUGCAUGGCGUUGCGUGUGGCAUAUGAUCCAGAAUGACUUGGUCCAUGGAUGGGGUCUUGAUUUUGCCCUUCAAAAAUGUGUACAGCCUGCACAUGAAAAAAUAGGCGUUGUUGAUGCUCAAUGGAUUUUUCAUAAAAGUGUUCCUUCUCUCUAUAAACAGGUACUCUCUUUGUUCUUAUAAAUUUUUGGCAAUUUGAAUUUCAUGGCCUAUAAACUACAAUGCACAUCUUGAUCACAUA
Messenger RNA from Chenopodium quinoa (quinoa), 2829 nucleotides. Its product is annotated as chloroplast sensor kinase, chloroplastic-like. NCBI's taxonomy places the organism in Eukaryota, Viridiplantae, Streptophyta, Magnoliopsida, Caryophyllales, Amaranthaceae. The record is from RefSeq and is a predicted model, not a curated record. Gene Ontology annotation, molecular function: phosphorelay sensor kinase activity. Gene Ontology annotation, biological process: signal transduction.